Messenger RNA from Macrosteles quadrilineatus (aster leafhopper), 8834 nucleotides. RefSeq names its product myotubularin-related protein 13 (gene Sbf). The record is from RefSeq and is a predicted model, not a curated record. The coding region runs from base 107 to 6181 and encodes 2024 amino acids. The transcript is spliced from 37 exons. NCBI's taxonomy places the organism in Eukaryota, Metazoa, Arthropoda, Insecta, Hemiptera, Cicadellidae.
GUUGUGGUUAUCUCUAUUAACAAUAUUUGUUUUUGUUAGGGUUAAUUUUUAUGAUGUGAUAGAUAAUCAAAAUUCACAAAUAAUUAGUGUGGCUGUGCUCUUAAAAAUGUCUCGGUUAGCUGAUUAUUUUGUAAUCGUUGGCUACGACCAUGGCAAAGAAAGGAGUGGGGCAAGCAAUGGUAUUAUCAUUCAACGUUUUCCAGAGAAAGAUUGGCCGGAUACGCCGUUCAUUGAAGGAAUUGAAUGGUUCUGCCAACCGCAGGGCUGGGCUCUGUCGUCAGAGAGACAAGAGCCCCGAUUCUUCGUUUCAGUCCUCACAGACAUUGAUGCCAACCGUCACUACUGUGCGUGUCUUUGCUUCAACGAAACUAUAUCCAUCACGCCUAGCAAGCCUGUGGAUGAGCAGGAAGAAGACACGUUGGACGGCCACAGUAGUCCUCACAACAUCAGCCUACCGACCAUCACUCAUCAUAGUAUCAUGUAUGCUCCUAAGUGUCUCGUUCUGGUGUCCAGGCUUGACUACAUUGAAACCUUCCGAAACUGCCUGGGCAUCAUAUAUACAGUGUAUGUGGAGAGUGUGCCAGUACCUCUAGAGAACAUUGUCAGCAACAUCCUGGGGUGUAUUCAGGUGCCUCCGCCUGGUGGGCCGCAGGUGAGGUUCAGUAUAGGCGCUGGGGACAGACAGGCACUACAACCUCCUCUCACACCUACAUUGCCUGUCACGCACACGUCAGUCAACCUGCUCUUCCAUCAACUAGGUAUCCGUAACUCGCUGGUGUUGUUCUGCGCGGUGAUGACAGAACAGAAGAUUCUAUUCCAGUCACGCAGCUACAGUCGUCUCACCGAAGCUUGUCGAGCGCUCACAGCUCUCAUGUAUCCCUUCAAGUACAGCCACGUUUAUAUCCCUCUGUUACCCGCUGCGCUGGUUGAAGUGCUGUCCACUCCUACCCCUUUUGUCAUGGGUGUUCACUCCUCGCUCAAAACCGACGUGUCGGAGAUGAUGGAUGUGAUUGUGGCUGAUCUGGACGGAGGCUCUAUCCUAGUGCCUGACGGAGUGUCACUACCGCUGCUGCCAGAGCCACUGUUGACCUCUGUGACCGAGGCUUUAGGUCUAGUGUUGCAACCGGACCUCAUCUGUGCAGACCAUGCGUUCCCCCCGUCACCCCCGCCACCGCUACCCCCACCUGUGGUUCUAGACAAGCAGAUCAGAGCUGUGUUCAUGCGGACGUUCGCUCAACUACUGCAAGGCUAUCGUAGCUUCCUCACCAUUAUCAGAAUCCACCCAAAGCCCGUCAUCACUUUCCAUAAGGCCGCAUUCCUGGGAGAGCGAGGUUUAACUGAUUGUGACUUCACCACUAGAGUCUUAGACUGUAUGUUCUUCACUGCAUUUGUAUCUGAACGUGGACCUCCUUGGCGGCCGUGUGACCACUGGGACGAGCUUUACUCCAACAUGGCUGAGUUGCUACGAGCAGAGGCAGCGGACAGAACCAGAAUACUGCAACAUAUACAGGACCUGGCUAACCAGCUGUUCCACAAUGAGAACCCCAAUCAGCAGCCGUACCACCAGAAGAUACCCAAACCUCCAGAGGGAGCUUUCGCUCGUAUACAUCAGCCUGUACUGCCUCACAUUGACCCUGACAAGGUGCACAAGCUCAUAGAGGAGGGACUGGCCAAGAGUAACCUGCACACUAGACUUUUGUCCCUUAAGCCGCCGGCACCAAGGAUAGUUCCUAUGGAACUUCACAUAAACAGCUCUGCUGACAGUCGCCAAAUUGUCAGCAACUCAGCACGUAGGCUAGAGGUGCUGAAGAACUGCAUAAACUGCAUAUUCGAGAACAAGAUUAGCGACGCUCGCAAGACGUUCCCUGCGGUGUUGCGAGCUCUCAAGUCACGUGCGGCCCGGCUGGCCUUGUGUACAGAACUGGCACAACACGUGGUCGGUAACAAGGCAAUGUUGGAACAUCAGCAGUUCGAUCUGGUGGUGCGGCUCAUGAACUGUGCUUUGCAGGAUGGGUCGUCCAUGGAUGAGUUUGGGGUCGCAGCCGCUCUGCUGCCCUUAGCCAAUGCCUUCUGUCGUAAACUCUGCACGGGAGUUAUCCAGUUUGCUUACACCUGCAUACAGGAACACGCUGUAUGGAGGAACCAACAGUUCUGGGAGGCAUCUUUCUACCAGGACGUUCAGAGAGAUAUCAAGGCUUUGUAUCUGAACAGCAAUGAGAGUUCUCAUCUUUCCGUUAGCCCUAGAGAGAUCAAAGAGUUUAACUGGAAAGACAGGAAGACAUUAGGACGAGCUCAAGAACCCUCUGCACUGGAAAUAGCCGCUGAGCAGAUGAGGACAUGGAACUCUAUGGAUCCAGAAAAACAAGCCCAACUAGUGAACAGUGAGGAGUCUACGUUGUACAGCCAGGCUAUCCACUACGCCAACAGGAUGGUGUCGUUGUUGGUACCCCUGGAUAUAGCCAGCAAGAGUCACAAGGUGGAUAGCAACCACCUGGACGCAGAGAGGGUUAGCAACAUCACCAACAGGUCAAGCAUAGCGGAGAGUGAGGCUAGCGGUGAUGCAGAGUCCGGAUUCGAAGAGCAAGAUCCGUCAGAAGCGUCAGGACAGGUAAUCCGGAUGGUGUCCAGGUUUGUGGAUAAGGUGUGCACAGAGGGCAGUGUGAAAGCUGAGCACAUCCGGAGUCUGCAUCAGAUGGUGCCUGGAGUGGUACACAUGCAUGUUGAGACACUGGAAGCCGUGCAUAGGGAGAGCAAACGACUGCCGCCCAUACAGAAGCCCAAGAUCCUGACUCCCAGUAUGUUGCCCGGAGAGGAGCCUCUGUCCGAGGGGUUGAGGGUUUACUUACUGCCAGACGGGAGGGAGGAAGGAGUCGGGGGUGUAGUGGGAGGUCCUCCGCUACUACCAGCCGAGGGAGCCAUCUUUGUCACCAACUACCGCAUAGUGUUCAAGGGAACACCUUCAGAUCCCUUCGCUAGUGAACAGCUGGUUGUGAGGGCUUUCCCAGUCACUUCCCUCACUAAAGAGAAGCGUAUCUCUGUACAGUACUUGGCACACCUCGACCAGUGGCUACAGGAGGGUCUGCAAUUGCGGUCUUGUACGUUUCAGUUGAUGAAGGUGGCGUUUGACGACGAGGUGACGGCAGAGAGUAUAGAAGCAUUCCGCAAACUGAUACACAAAGUACGACAUCCUCCACACAUCUUCCAUCACUUUGCCUUCACGGGACAAGUGGUAGUGUCGCAAACACCUCUACAUAAGGAUAAGGAGAAAAACGCCACUCUUAGAGGUUUUGCCAAGAAGACACUGUUAAAGACAGCUCGCAAGGCAGGGUUCAAGCAGAAGACGUCUUCCAAGAGACAGAAGUAUGUUCUGCCCAAUGUCUCCAACAAUGUAAACAAAUACAUGACAUCACCUGGCCGUAUGAACCUUCCUGUCGGAGACUUGGACGAUCUCUCAGUUGACGAGUUUGAGUCGGUGGUGGGUGUGUCACCGGGCCUGGUAACGGACUCCAAGACAUUAGAAAGGUUGACGGAGAGAAGUUAUGUAAGAGAUUGGACCAGACUGGGGCUUGUGACACAGUCUAACUCCGGCGGCAAGAGUAAAGAACCUUUCCGCAUCACUUCUGUCAACAGUGCCUACAUGAUGUGUCGCAGUUACCCUGCACUGCUGGUUAUGCCGACGGCCGUCAGUGACGACAGUCUGCGCAAGUUUUACCGCUGCUACAGACACAGUAGGUUCCCUGUAGUGACGUGGAGACAUCCCCGUAACAAGGCCUUGCUACUGCGGGGAGCCAGCUACCACGGCAAGGGAGUCAUGGGGAUGCUAAAGAGUACACAUCCGUCGUCUGCUGGAGUGUCUGUGACGGAGACCAGCUCUAGUUUAGAGCAGGAGAGGUAUCUGUCAGUGCUGGUGAAUGUGACUCCGCUGUCACUACAACGACAGACAUGGAACAUGUCCGACUCCAGUCUCAGUAUCAACUCUCUUCUAUUGGCUGCUGAAGACAACACCAUGACUCCUGAGUCGUCACGGCGCUCAAACCCGUUCAAUAAGGCAAUGGGCACCAUCGGUGUGUUUCCCCGGUCGAGUGGUGGCAAGAGCGGGAAGAGUUUCGGCAGGUGGGGUUCGCUGAAGGACAGGGACAGACGCAACUCACUGCAAGGUAACACACUGAGGGCACCACACAACCCUGCUAGACUGUCUGCGGACUCUGACUCUGGUACUGAGUGUGUGCAGACCUUCCAACGAGCGGCUCUCUACAUACUCGGAGAGAAACAUCAGAUGAAGGGAGGCAAAGAGAACGUUCCCAAGACAGACUUUGUCCCUGUGGAGUACGCAGAUGUCAGACAGACCAAGGCUGCGUUCAAGAAGCUGAUCAGAGCCUGCAUGCCUAGCUCCAAUAACCAAGAACCUGAUCAGACCUUCCACAAGCUGAUAGAGAGCUCCCAGUGGCUGCAGCAGAUUCAGAACAUCAUGCAGUUGUCAGGAGCCGUAGUGGACUUACUGGAUGUUCAAGGGUCUUCCGUUGUACUGUGUCUAGAGGAUGGCUGGGAUAUCACUUGUCAGAUCUCUGCAGUGGCACAACUGUGUCUAGACCCUCACUACCGCACCAUUGAAGGAUUCAGAGUGUUAGUUGAGAAAGAGUGGUUGGCGUUCGGACACAGGUUCAGUCAUCGUAGCAAUCUCCAGCCCAGCUCUCAAGCCAGCGGCUUCGCCCCCACCUUCCUACAGUUCCUAGACGUUGUACAUCAGAUCCACUGUCAGUUCCCACUGGCGUUUGAGUUCAACGACUACUACCUGAGGUUCCUGGCAUACCACAGUGUGUCGUGCAGGUUCCGCACCUUUCUACUGGACUGUGAGCUGGAGAGGGUGGAGUGUGGCAUCACAGCUGUGGAGGACAAGCGGGGGUCUCUCACCAGUCACCACAAGGGGGUGGACACUGGCUCGGAUGACGACACCAUCUACCCAGGUGGUAGAUUAGCCGGGACACACAUCGGGUCCAAUCUAGGACAGUCAGUGUUUGACUACAUAGAGAAGCAGCAUGCCAGAGCACCGCUGUUCUUCAACUUUAUGUACACACCCGACACAGAAAACCCUGUUCUGAGGCCACAGUCACACUUGGCUAACCUGGAGAUCUGGCAGUACUACUUGAAGGAGGAGCUGAGGUACGGCCCCAGCUAUGACAUAGAGAUCGUUCAGCUGGAUAGCCAACAGGAGGAAGAGCUGGAGGCGACUGACGGAACAGCCAAGUCUAGCCGAAGACAAGUCACACUGGGGUACGACUGUAUAGAAAGGUUUGUGCCGGAUGCCUUCAGUCAUCUAUUGGAAGAGAUUCAUCACAUUGAAACAGAACUGGGACAUCUGCCGCAGAAGUGGAAGGUGUUGUGGGACAAACUGGAAUUGCCGACUACCGACUCACUCACGAGACAUGCUUCAUUCAGCACAGCUUUAGUGAGGUCUCAUGGACGACUGCAACACAAGCGCUCUACUCUAGAGAUCCUGAUGCGGGGCAAGAUGGAGGCAAGACAGGAGACCCUCGCUGCCCCCGCCUACUCUCACCCACAUCGUUUUGAAAAGCACAAUUUUACAACACCAACACACUGUGACCUCUGCACGAAUCGACUUUGGGUACCUGUUAAAAUGGGAUUCAGAUGUGUGGAUUGCGGGUACAACUGCCAUGAAAAGUGUAUGGAAACAGUGCCUAAGAAUUGCACCAAAUAUAAGGCUGUAGCGGACUCGACACUCUCAAACGCAACCCUCACCAGGAGUGGCGGCGACAAUGGAUCUGUCAGUUCUAGUGUCAAUAUGCAGUCAACCAACCAGCAGUUUUUCCAGCAGUACCAAGAGUUCUCGUCUAAUGUAGCAGAGAACCGAACCCACGAAGGGUACCUGUACAAACGAGGGGCUUUGCUUAAGGGGUGGAAGCAGCGAUGGUUUGUCCUCGACUCAAUCAAACAUCAGUUGAGGUAUUACGAUGCCAUGGAGGACUCGCAUUGCAAGGGGUUUAUUGACCUGGCUGAAGUGAUGUCGGUAAGUCAGGCGCCUCCAAUGCCUGGGCCUCCAAAGAAAACAGACGAUAAGUCUUUCUUCGAUUUGAGAACCAGUAGGAGGACUUACAACUUCUGUGCCAGCGACGCAAUCACCGCUCAAGAAUGGAUCGAGAAGAUUCAAGCUUGCCUUCAGUAAUCUAGUCACAUUCCACUAAUCCAGUGUAAAUACUCAACUCGCGACAAUAGAUUUACAAACUUCUUUUGAUAUUACGCUGUUCCUUUCGCCACUGAGUAAAUUAUUAGGUUUAGUGUAAAUAGUUUAUUGUAUAAAGAAAGAUAUUAAUUUAUUCUAAUAAGUAUAACUACACCACAUUAAUUUUAGUUUUACGUCGAGGACUCUUCUCGUUUUUGUAAGUAUAUUCGCUCGGGUUUAUCUGUUCUGUUAUUUGUUGUGGCAUUUAUACUUUUCAAAGUUUAUUGUUUAUUUUUAAGAAUUUAUUAAAGUUUUAUUCAUAUGUUUAUCGGAUUAUUUUCUCAGGGUUUGUGCAAAAGUUGAAUAUCUUGACUCGACUUUGAAGACGUUUGAAAAUAAAAUAUCGUAAAGAUUUAUUUAAAUAAUAAAACUGUUUGUUUUUACAUGGUUUUGGAUUUUAAGAUUUAAAAACUUUUGCUGAUGAUUAGGCUUUUGAAUUUGGUUUUGAUAAUAUUCCCAAGGUCGAGUGUGAGGAUGUACAAAAGAACGAGAUUCUUUGAUCCAGUACCCUUUUGGAGUUAACCAGCUACAUUUACUAUUUGGACUGUCUAGAUUAAAUGUUUGUAUAUUGUUAUGUUAUUUAGUAAUGUAUCUUGCGAGAUAUCUUGCAGAAUUUUAUAUAUUUGUAGCUUCUGUACAAGUAUAACUUGUAAAAGCUUCUAGUUGUUAACUUGCUUUAGCAUAGGAGCAACGGUCAAAGUGAUUUUAACACCAAUCGAGUGAAAUGGGAUUGACUUAUUGUAUGUAAUAUUUACAAAGUCCGUAAGAUUGAAGUUGAAAUCAUUGUUUUCGCUCAAUAAUUUUGUAGUAAGUUUAGAAUUUGUUGAACAUCGGAUUGCCGUGUUCGGAAAGUAUUGCGCUUUUUAACAUUUAAUUUCAUAUAUAUAAUUUUUAUCCUUAUUAUUAAAUUGUUUUUAUUUAUGCUGCAUUUUUCCAUACUCAAAACAUGAGUGUGAUAUUUAUCAUUUAUUUACCAGUGAUUUGUUUUUACAUAUUCAAUUAACAUUUAUGUUUGAAAAAGCCGGAUCUGAAACACUGCCGAACCUUUUUGUUAAAUCACCUUGAGGAUAAGAUAUUGUGAUUCUGUCAGCAGUAGAUAUAGUUAUUAUUCGGUGACUUUAGAACCUAGAUAAGAAGGGUCGUGAUAGCAAAUUCUCCUUGUUAACCUGUUCAAAUCUCUUUGUAUUGUUAUCAAAGUAAAGUUUUUGAUAGCAAAAUCCUCAGUAAGAAGUACACCUUAAUAGUAAGUUUAGUCUUCUUUGAUCAUAUUGAGUGUUUUGCUAAUGAGGUCAAAUUGGAUUUUCUGUACACAUUUAAAUCCAAAGAAAUCACUGAACUUUGCUCGAUUCAAGUACAGUAAAAUCCCUGAUAUCCGGCCCCGGUUUGACCGGUCCUCGGUUUAUCCGGCCCUGGUUUUACUGUUUUUGUCAAUGUUUUCCUCACGGUUUACUGAUGCUUUGUUGCAAGCACUAGUCUUCCCGAUUUGAAUGUUCACACGAUUUAUCUGUCUGUUUACAUUGUACUGUUUCACAAACCACAACUCAGUUCAGCUAGGCCUAACCCCUGAACAUGGUUGAUUGUUUCCAGUGUGGAGUGAGUACAGUGUAUUAAUUGUUUUAUUUCAUAUGAACAAAAAUUUAUAAGAAAUUUGAGCAGAAAAGUAUGAACUAAUUUUAAGCCUAAUGAUCUUCAAGGUCAAUUCGUUGUGAAUCAUUUUUACCUCCAAAAUUAUUUAAUAUUAAUUCUUGUUAGUUGGAACCAUAAUAUGUGUAUUACUUUGAGAAGAUAGUUUUACAAAAAUAUUCCCAAUUGUGAAUUGAACAAUACUUUUGACUUUAUUUAUUGAUUACUUACUUACCUUACCUCUUUGGCCAUUGAAACCUAAGAAGGUUUUUAGCCUCGCCAAUGAUGCCUGUCCACUCUUCUCUAUUCUUGACUGCCUCAGGUGUAGUGCCCAACGUGCUAUAUUCUUCUGUUUUAGCUAUAUUCUUCAGCACCUGGCUCCUCUGCCGAAGUCUCGGCCUGUCGAGCUGGUCUCCUGCCUUCUGGGUUAUUCUGGUCCAUAGCUUUUAUCAUCGAUGAAUUUUAUCUUCUCCACACAAAAUGUCCUGCCCAUCUUAGUCUCCGUCUUGUUAUCCUUGCUACAACAUCUGGAUGGUGAUACAUAUCCCUCAAUUCUCUAUUUUUCCCCAUUCUCCAGCCUUCUUCAGCUUGAAUUGGUCCAAAUAUGUUACUCAGAAUCUUAUUUUCACAAAUCGUAAUUUUACUGAUAACACAUUAGUAUUAGGUAACAAUAGGUUGGUUUAUCUGGCCAAAUCGUGAUCCAGCCGGAUGCUUGGUCCCGUGGUGGCCGGUUAUGUGGGGUUGUACUGUAAUAUUUCUUCCAAAUAAUGUUGUACUUAUGGUGACCUAGAGUUAAAAUAAUAUUUAACCUAGCUAAAGUGUUAACUACUAUAAUCAAAUAGUGCUUUUUUGUCUGUUAUGUUUAACUUUUAUAUCCACCCCGUAAUCAUAUUUUACUUUUUUAUACAGAAAGUAAAUAAAGAUAUGUCUUAUAACACUUAAAACAUAUAUUUACGCUUAUACUGUUACUCAC